GCGUCAUCAGCUAUUUCGUAGGAAUUAUUUUCAAAUAAUGUCAUUCUUCUCACGAGUAUCUUCUUCAUAUUUCAGAAACGCAAUUAUUAAAUACAAGACGACCAAGCUUUUGGAAACUAAACGAUAUUGUCUGGGAAUAUUUUUGACAUUUCUGAUCAACGUUGCGUUGAAUAUAUCCAUAUCCUAUGCAAUAAAUUAUGGCAACCCUUUAUAUGAAAAGUGGAAUCCACUUCUCAACAAAACCUCUGUUUAUCGAGAUUAUCCAUAUCCAUUAUUAUAUCCAUUUGAUACAUCGGUUUCAGAUGGACAUUACUUGCUCGGAUUUUUUUAUCAGCCCUAUGCAUUCUUUUGCUUAAUGUGUGCAUUUUUCUGUAUUGAAUAUUUAUGUGUUGGUACCAUAAUACACUUGACCACACACGUAAAUAUACUGGGAUACGCUUUUAGUUAUGUGGAUGAAAAUAUUGAUCCAAUGUUGGAUUACAGCAAAGUUAUUAUGCUGAAGGAAAAACGAAUAAUCAAAUUGAGCGGGGAACUAAAGGAAAUUUACAACUGUGCUAAGGAGUUAAACGCCGUCUUUUCUGGACAACUAUUAAUGCAAGAAUUUUUAAUGAGUACUGUUAUGUGUUGUUGUGUGUACAGAGUUACUACGAAUAUAUCUACCGCGGAAAUUGGGUAUUUGUCAACAAUGGUUGCAGUAUGUGUCGCAGAGAUGUUUACUGUCUCUUGGUUUAAUCAGUGCUUUACGCUGGAGCUUUUCAAGAUACAACAACGCAUUUACGAAUUGGAAUGGAUAGAUUACCCUCCAAAAUUAAGAAGAGUGUUGCUCUUUUUAAUGUGCCGUGUGCAGAAACCGUUUAACUUCACUAUGGGUUUUGGGUUCCCUUUAGACGUCAAUGUUUUUUUAUCAAUGAUCAAAACAUCAUACUCAUUCUACACUUUAAUCACCCGAUCCGGCUCGAAAUUCUCCAAUGAAGACGUUUGAAAUAUAAAACAAUGAAAAAACUAUGGCUGGAUAUGCGGCAUCAAAUCGUACUCUUAUCUAGUUAGGCUGUAAGCAUUCAUUUAAAAAUCAUAAUUGAUUAAAACAUUUUGUUUCAUAAUGAAGAAAUUGUGGAUGAUAGCUCUUCGAGACAAAUAAGAAAUAAGACAUGGGCACGAGUUGGACAUCUUAUUAUAAUGUGGAAGCACAUUAUAUCGAAUGUUAAUGUGUUAUAAUAGUAAAUUGAAGUAAAAUUCACUAAAAUA
Dendroctonus ponderosae (mountain pine beetle) is the source of this 1245-nucleotide messenger RNA. RefSeq lists its product as uncharacterized. Gene Ontology annotation, molecular function: olfactory receptor activity; odorant binding. The transcript is spliced from 6 exons. The record is from RefSeq and is a predicted model, not a curated record. NCBI's taxonomy places the organism in Eukaryota, Metazoa, Arthropoda, Insecta, Coleoptera, Curculionidae. Gene Ontology annotation, biological process: sensory perception of smell; detection of chemical stimulus involved in sensory perception of smell. Bases 38 to 982 code for a protein of 314 amino acids. Gene Ontology annotation, cellular component: plasma membrane.